Messenger RNA from Rosa chinensis, 1282 nucleotides. RefSeq names its product GLABRA2 expression modulator. The transcript has 4 exons. NCBI's taxonomy places the organism in Eukaryota, Viridiplantae, Streptophyta, Magnoliopsida, Rosales, Rosaceae. The record is from RefSeq and is a predicted model, not a curated record. Bases 232 to 1068 code for a protein of 278 amino acids.
GGGUCCCGACGAGUCCAAAUCGCUCCAGUCAGUGUGUGUGUAUGGGAUUAAGUUUUAACCAGCGAGAAAAAAGAUGAAGAUGCGUAAGGAACCACCGCCUUCCUCGCUUAACCCUUCUUUCUAUUCCCCUCUAAAUUUUCCAUUACUCCAAAUCACAACCCCAAACAAACCGAAACCAACCCCACGCACACAACAAUCUACAUCCCCACGCGCCGUCUCACGCGCCACCACAUGGACCCGCCCAAGCCCACCGACAACCCCCAGACUCAGGCCCCCGCCGCCGAUGCUCAGAACGGAGACAAGAAUUGGGCCACCUUCGUCAUGCAAUCGUCGGAGCCCCCGCCGCAGCCGGAGCCGGAGCCGACGGCCAAGAGAUCGGUCCACUGGAGCCCCGAAUUGGUUACGCAAUCCACUUUCAGCAAUACAAUCCCCGUGCACGAUUCCAACCAGGGAUCGAGUGCUUACGCCGGUCAAUCUCCGGGGUUGACCUCCUCUUUCUCAUUCAAAGAUUCGGUGGAGUCUGUACGGAAUGUGUUGGGGAGAUGGACAAAGUCGGUGGGGGAAGCUUCGAGGAAGGCUGAGGAUCUCGCCGGAAACACGUGGCAGCACUUGAAAACAAGCCCUAGUCUUGCGGAUGCUGCCAUGGGAAGAAUUGCACAAGGAACAAAGGUUCUAGCAGAAGGUGGUUACGAGAGGAUCUUUCGAUCAACUUUUGAGACAGUUCCUGAGGAGCAGCUUCAGAAUUCAUUUGCAUGUUACUUGUCUACGUCAGCAGGUCCGGUCAUGGGAGUUUUAUAUGUAUCUUCUGCAAAGGUUGCUUAUUGUAGUGAUAAUCCCAUAUCCUACAAAGCUGAUAACCAAACUGAAUGGAGUUAUUAUAAGGUGGUUAUCCCUCUACAUCAGCUCAAAGCAGUCAAUCCUUCAUCAAGCAGAUCCAAUCCUGCUGAAAAGUACAUACAGGUUAUCUCAGUUGAUAACCAUGAAUUUUGGUUCAUGGGCUUCUUGAAUUAUGAUGCUGCUGUGGAAUGCCUACUAGGAGCUCUACAAGCCCGGAGCUUGUCUGUGUGAUAAUUUUUGUUGUGGCAGAUGUUUCCUUCCGUGCUCAUCGUAAGAUGUUAUGUAACUGUGAACUUUAUAGGUUAAAUUCUUUAACAAUGUGAGAUUUUGACAUUUGAUAAUGUAUGUAAUUCUUUGAAAGUGAUCAACAGUCAUUUUAGAAGCUCAAUAUGGUAUACUCAAGGAUUCAGCCUUAUUGCUUCAAGUACAUAUUGUUAUUCUUGCA